This is a messenger RNA of Impatiens glandulifera, 1517 nucleotides long. RefSeq names its product tudor domain-containing protein 3. Bases 21 to 1313 code for a protein of 430 amino acids. The transcript has 7 exons. Gene Ontology annotation, cellular component: nucleus. Lineage: Eukaryota; Viridiplantae; Streptophyta; Magnoliopsida; Ericales; Balsaminaceae. The record is from RefSeq and is a predicted model, not a curated record.
GAAAAGGCAAGAAAACUACAAUGGAGAACUUGUUUUCUUCAUCUUCAUCAGAAGCUCUGAUAGAAACCCUAAUUCAAAGAGGCUGGAGCUUCAUAGAUCUCGAACAUGUCAGGGCUCUAAUCAUUAUUCAGUCAGCUUUACAAGAAGAUCCAUGCACCGUCGAUUUGAUUGAAUCGCACCUCGUAAACAUGGACUUUCGAUCCAUCGGUGGAAAAUCGCUUCCAGAACCUCCGGUUCUUCGAAAAUCUUCUCAUAUUCAAGGUCCCAAAGUCCUUCAGGUCUCUUCAUUGAAAGAUAUUUCGCGGAACAGUGUGACUGAUAGUGCAGGAAAUGUACAUGAUCAUCGUUUGUUGCGAUUAAGUUUAACUGACGGGCAUUCUCAGAUGACUGCUAUAGAAUACUCUCACAUACCUUCACUUGAUGAUGUUGUACCUGGUACCAAGGUUCGUUUGGAAAAUAAAGCUCCAGUUAACAAUGGAAUUGUGUGUUUGAGUCCGAAAUUGAUAACUGUAUUAGGAGGUGUUGUUCAGUCACUUUACGAGGAAUGGCAGAUGAAUAAAAAGUACUCUGAGAUUUCACGCUCUUUUUUGAGGGCGUCAAAGAUUGGUGAAACUGAUGGUCCUCCACCAUUUGAGAAGCUGCAAACUAGGCCACCCCAGCAGCAUAGUAGACAAGACAAAUAUCCUUUAUCAACUUCAAGACCCUAUCAGAAAACAUCUGCCCCAGAAAAAUGGGCAAAACCCGAUUCUAGGCAUAUACCUCCUGCAAUUCAUAGCACCGAGCAUAUUGAUGAUGGAAAAUCAGCUUUCAAUGCUGGCAGACUUGAAGAAAAGCCAAGCAGCUCAGACACUAGACAAAAAGAAGUGGUUGAAUCUAUUCCUGUUCAAAACCAAGCUGCUGCACAAAAGCUACUACAGAAAAUGAAUCAGUCGAGCCAUGAGAAUCGCAAUUAUAGAGGCCGGAGACGUGGAGGGAGAGAAAGACACGAUGACUUGCCAGUUUUUACUUUAGAUGAAUGGGAACGAAAAAAAGAUGUAGGGCAAACUUCAAGAAGAGAAGACUUUCCUAGUGCCAGUAUAGAUGAAGAUUUUGCAAGGCAGCUUCAAAUGCAAUAUGAUUUGGAAGAUAGUCAUGUUAGUAUUCCUGAACAACGGGGUCCUCCUAUCGUCAACUCUCAGGCAGACAAUAUAAAAUUGAUGAUGUUUAACUAUGACAGAAACGAUAGAGCCUAUGAAGGAGAAGGGUUUAGAGGUCGAGGAAGGGGCCGAGGAAGAGGAGGAAGGGGAAGAGGAGGAAGGGGGCGAGGAAGAUGAAGAUUGAAUUUUGCUAGGACCUUUCGAUGCUUACGAGAUUGAAUUAUUUUCUCAACAGUUGGACAACAUAGUUUGGCGGUUUCGCCCAACAUACAUAUACCUCGAUUUCUUUACUUUGGAACUUGUAAUGUUGGCUUGUAUUUGUUCAUUUUUGUACUAUUGAGUAACUAUUGUUUUAGUGAAAAAACAUUGGUUAAUUAAGGA